UGGUGCUUAGUUCUGGUGGCUCAAACAUGGUUACAAUAUGACCUUUUUUUUUAAUGCUGAUUUCAGAAUCCAAGUCACAUGUGGCUUCUGAGCUUAAGAUGAACGCCUCUUCCCCAUGUACCCUCUGUCUGGAAGGAGGGUACUCAUGACCUCAUUGUGUCCUCUCGGUUCCCUUUCAGGCUUCUCUAAGGAAUCUUUGUGUGGCUGGCUUCUAUGGAUUUCCCUCACCCACUCAUAUCCUCUGGACAGUUGGUGACAGAUGCCUAUUGGUCAAAAAUGAGCGCACCGUCCGAUAAGAACAACCUCACUCGAGAAGGAUCCACAAAUCAAUUGUUUCCAGAGAGAAGUCAGAUUGGACAGAAGCAGCUGCAACAGAUAGAACGGCAGCUAAAAUGCUUGGCAUUUCAAAACCCUGGACCCCAGGUGGCAGAUUUUAACCCCGAGACAAGGCAGCAGAAGAAGAAAGCACGGAUGUCAAAAAUGAAUGAAUAUUUUUCUGGGAAGUACAAAGUGAUGAAGAAGUAUGACAAAAGUGGCAAGCUAAUCUGUAAUGACAUGGACCUGUGUGACUGCCUCGAGAAGAACUGCCUGGGCUGCUUCUACCCUUGUCCCAAGUGCAACUCCAACAAGUGUGGACCCGAGUGCCGAUGCAACCGCCGCUGGGUUUAUGAUGCCAUUGUCACUGAGUCUGGAGAGGUCAUCAGCACCUUGCCAUUUAGUGUUCCCGACUAGGAGAUGCUAUGCAUAGACACUUCUAGUCUCUCUCUCUCUUUCUCUCUCUCUCUCUCUCUCUCUCUCUCUCUCU
Messenger RNA from Myodes glareolus (Bank vole), 805 nucleotides. It is a transcript of the gene Arl14epl, whose product is annotated as ARF like GTPase 14 effector protein like. NCBI's taxonomy places the organism in Eukaryota, Metazoa, Chordata, Mammalia, Rodentia, Cricetidae. Gene Ontology annotation, cellular component: intracellular membrane-bounded organelle. The record is from RefSeq and is a predicted model, not a curated record.